AUGAAGCAGGUUUUCCUCUUUCCUCCGUCCUACUACUACCAACCAAAACAAGACAAAACAAGCAAAGAAAGGGCUGUUCCGUCAUUUUGUUUUCCGGCGCUUCUCAAUAACUUCUCAAGAAGGGACAAAUGGACUACAAAGGGAAUUUUCACCAAAGAAAAUAAGUCACGAAAAUGUGUAACNAACUCGCCGGAUGAAAAGUCAGUCUCCGGCAAGGAUUCCGACCGAGAUAACCAAUCCUUCAACGAAUCCAUUUCGACGCAGAAUAGAGAUACUGGAGUAAAACUUGAACCGGAAACGGUUCAGACCGGUGAUGUUACACCGGAUCCGGGUUCGGAUCCAAAGCGAGCCGGUGAGGACUCGUGUAACGAUAGUUCGACGUGGAGACCGGGCCAAGAGAAGAAAGUUGAUGGUGACUCGGUGGCUGAGUCGAAGGAAGGGACGAAAGAGAGUAGUGACGUGCAGAGCUCGGCGAGUUUGACGAGGAAGGGGAGGCGGAAAGGGGAGAGGGACGGCGGUCGUGGCGGAGAUGAGACGGUAGUGGUGGCGGGAGAGACCACCAUGAAAAGAGAAACUUUGGUUAAAUCAGAGCCGUUCGUUUGGGUUUUAGAUAUUAUCAGGUCGCACAAACACGGCUCGAUCUUCGAACGCCGGUUUCAAAGCCAGGUAUAUUCCACAACUUCUCAUUUUCUUAAGAUUACGGUGCAUCAUUCAAUAGCUAUCCUUGGAUUGAUGUCAUACGAUUCAUCUUGA
Messenger RNA from Ilex paraguariensis (yerba mate), 753 nucleotides. NCBI's taxonomy places the organism in Eukaryota, Viridiplantae, Streptophyta, Magnoliopsida, Aquifoliales, Aquifoliaceae. The record is from the annotation of a GenBank genome assembly.